Messenger RNA from Aspergillus mulundensis, 831 nucleotides. RefSeq lists its product as uncharacterized. The transcript has a single exon. The coding region runs from base 1 to 831 and encodes 276 amino acids. The record is from RefSeq and is a predicted model, not a curated record. Lineage: Eukaryota; Fungi; Ascomycota; Eurotiomycetes; Eurotiales; Aspergillaceae.
AUGCACGUUCGCUGGUUGCUGGCCGCCUCCCUGGCGGCUCUUGUCUGCGCAGUCAGCGUGGUUGAAGUGGACUUGGUCUUCCCUCGCAACGAAACAUACUCUCCAACCGAGGCCUUUCCCAUCGUGUGGGCCAUCCAAAAUUCCGCAAAGGCGCAAUUGCUCAACCCUCGGGUUACAUACAGAAUCAACCGCUGGGCCAACAGUGGCGAGGCCUUUAACAACACGGGUCCUAUUGCGGUGUACGAAGCCAAUCUCUCUAGCAGUGACCCUUACCUGUUCUACCAAUUCCACGAGGCUUUGACCCCCGGGCAGUGGUGGCUGACCUGGCAACUUCACUACCAAUCCUGCGACGUGGAAGCCCUCACCGACCAUUCCCCCUUUGGCGAUGAUGGUGUCCUCACCCACACCUCCGGCUGGUCCAGGAUGUUUACCAUCUCAAACUCGACCUCCGCCCCUGACAAGGAAGUGGAUCUGGUCGCUGCUACGGCGGACACCAGCUGCCCGGAUGAUUUGAACGCGGUGGUCAUCAACGUGACCGAUACCACGAUGCAAUCCCCUCCGAACCUCAAUUGGGCGGAUCGCGAUACAUGCGCGGUGACGACGAACUCCAACUCCGGCACCCCCGUCCACACCCCCAAUCCGUGCGGUGUCUCCAUCUCCCCUGAGAUGGCGGCCAGUAUCUCGGCCAAUUUGACUGAUCGAAGAUGCCGUGCCAUGGAUGCUCCUGAUGACUGCCCCGGCAAUGCGGCCCAGCCGUUGAUGGUUCUCGGUGUAUCUGGACUCCUCGUCACCAUUGGAGCCGCUGCUUUUACCAUAGUGCAUUCUUGGUAG